UCUUCCAACAGUGCUAAGCUGGAUGCUGGUGCUGCUAAUGCUGGUACCGCACCGCCCUUGCCAACGCUUUCUCCGCCAGCGGUGGGACGAUGGCUCAUGUUCUCGUCUGCCCUGGUAUUUGCGGUCAUUGUAGUCGGAGGCGUAACCCGCCUUACAGAGUCCGGACUAAGUAUUACUGAGUGGAAGCCUAUCACUGGAAUUCUGCCCCCCUUGACUCAGGAUGACUGGAAUGUAGAAUUCGAGAAGUACAAGGCUACUCCCGAGUUUAAGAUGCUGAAUCACUCCAUGACGGUGGAUGAGUUCAAGAGCAUAUUUUACAUGGAAUGGGGUCAUCGCGUCCUCGGGCGAAUCAUUGGCAUCGCCUUCGUCGUCCCACUGGCCUACUUCGCUCUCCGGAAGCAGCUCUCCGCAUCAAUGCCACGGCAGCUGACCGCAAUGGCGGCCCUGAUCGGCGUGCAAGGUCUCCUUGGAUGGUACAUGGUCAAGUCGGGCUUGGAAGACUCCAUCGUCGAGACCAACUCCGUCCCACGCGUGUCGCAGUACCGUCUGGCGGCGCAUCUGGGCACGGCAUUCGUUCUGUAUGCGGGCAUGAUCGGAACCGGUCUGGCUGUUCUUUUUGAUUGGAAGUAUGCGAACAAGGGAGUUUGGAGUGGGCUCAAGGAUGGUACAUCCUGGCAGACCAUCCUCUCGAAUCCUCUGGUCAAGCGGUUCUCGAGAGCUUCUUGGGCGUUGACUGGCCUAGUAUUUCUAACAGCCUUAUCAGGGGCCUUUGUGGCGGGAUUAGACGCUGGCCUUGUAUACAACGAGUUCCCGUAUAUGGGAGGCCGUUUGGUACCUCCUACGAAUGAAUUAUUCGACCCCGCAUAUGCCAAGGAUCCCAGUCGGUCUGACCUUUGGCGGAACGUCUUCGAAAAUCCGACCACAGUCCAAUUCGAUCAUCGUGUCUUGGCUACCACCACCUACUUUGCCACUGCCGCAUUGUACGCGGCUUCCUUAAGGCCAGCUUACAAGGCCAUACUACCGCCCAUGGCCAAACGCUUCGCAGCGAUAGCGUUUGGCGUGGCCAAUAUCCAAGUAAUCUUGGGGAUCUCCACCCUCUUAUACCUAGUGCCCGUGUCACUCGCCGCGUGUCAUCAAGCUGGCAGUGUCGCGCUGUUGACAAGUAUGAUCCAUUUAUUGGUGGCACUACGGAGACCAGGAGCGGCGGCGAGGGCGUGGAGACAGGCUUCUGUGGCAGCGCGGAGACAACGGCAGCCAUAGCAGCAGACGUAUUUUGGGUCCCUUCAUUUGUGAU
Gloeophyllum trabeum ATCC 11539 is the source of this 1294-nucleotide messenger RNA. Its product is annotated as cytochrome oxidase assembly. Gene Ontology annotation, biological process: heme A biosynthetic process. The coding region runs from base 97 to 1260 and encodes 387 amino acids. Gene Ontology annotation, molecular function: oxidoreductase activity, acting on NAD(P)H, heme protein as acceptor. The record is from RefSeq and is a predicted model, not a curated record. The transcript is spliced from 4 exons. Gene Ontology annotation, cellular component: mitochondrial inner membrane. NCBI's taxonomy places the organism in Eukaryota, Fungi, Basidiomycota, Agaricomycetes, Gloeophyllales, Gloeophyllaceae.